Molecule: messenger RNA, 3089 nt
Organism: Gadus macrocephalus (Pacific cod)
Lineage: Eukaryota; Metazoa; Chordata; Actinopteri; Gadiformes; Gadidae
Product: transcription regulator protein BACH1-like
Exons: 5
Coding region: 146-2245 (699 amino acids)
Biological process (GO): regulation of transcription by RNA polymerase II
Molecular function (GO): DNA-binding transcription factor activity, RNA polymerase II-specific; RNA polymerase II cis-regulatory region sequence-specific DNA binding; protein binding
Source: RefSeq, a predicted model, not a curated record
AAAGAGUGCGUCAGUGCGCCUGCGUACUGCUUGGAGACGCAGCCCUUCCUGGUCACAUGACACAUGGGUGGCUGAAAACACGUCCGUGGUCGCUGAUUGUUGACAAUAUCAUAAUUUUCAGAUGGCAGGCUGAGUCCCGAGAGUCAUGUCCCUCCCAGCCCCUCGCUCCACCUCAGGGUUCACCUUCGAGUCGGCCGUGCACGCCGCCCACGUCCUGCGCCGCCUGGACGAGCAGCGGCGGCGCGACGCGCUGUGCGACGUCACCGUGGCGACGGGCGACCAGCACUUCCGCGCGCACGCCGCGGUCCUGGCCUCCUGCAGCGACUUCUUCCACGGGCGCGUCAGCGGCCUCACGGGGAGCCACGCCGUCAUCACCCUGCCGGAACAGGUUACGGCAGAAGGCUUCGAACCUCUGCUGCAGUUCGCCUACACCUCCAAGCUGCUCUUCACCAAAGACAACAUCCAUGCCAUUCACCAGAGCGCAGAAGCCCUGGGCUUCCACAACAUGGAGAGCGCCUGCUUCAACUUCCUCCUGCCCAAGUUCUCCAGCAGCCAAACCCCCGUCAAGGAAACUGACAGAAGAAGAUGCUGUCAGACUAGGCCUCCCGCCCUUAAGCGUGGAAUGAAGACCGGCGAAGCGGAGAGAGGCAAAACCGUGCCUUCGGAAGACCCCCGGAUCGUGUUCCCAUCCCAGUGUCCCCUAAACCCCCAGCCCAGCAUGUCGGGAGAAGAAGAAGAAGAAGAAGAAGAAGAAGACGGGUUCUGUCUGGAGACCUACGCCUCUCGCAUGCCAGGGAUUACGGGCGAGGGUGUGUGUCCGAUCCUGUCCCUGCCUUGCCCUGAGGCGACCGCCAACACCACAGCCACCACCACCACCACCACCAGCACAGAGCCAGAUCUACCCUCUUCGUUCUGCCAAAGAGACCUUCUGGAUCUGGGUGUCGAGUCCGAUGAACACACCCUGGACUUGCCGCUCUGCAGCCUUCGCUGCCCCAUGUCCACCUCCUCCUCUCCGGCCCUGCUCAGUGUGACCCCUGCCGACCUUCUCGAUCCCGCCGGGGGCCCCACGGGCCCCAACAACCCCAACCAACCCGCGGAGACCAUGGGCGCCGAGAUCGAGUGCAGCCCCGCCUCUUGUUGCCUCGUCACGGCCGAGACCCACCGCGUCCCCCCCACGGCCGGGCUCCCGGAGCGGGGGGCGGGGGCGGGGCUGGCGGGGGCCGGCGUGGAGGACCGAUCCGGGCUGGACGACGUGGGUCUCCCGGAGCCCGCCGCAGGGCUCCCGCCGGGCCUGGACCUGACCCAGGAGGACGUGGUGGCGUGCGGGCAGAGGAGCAGCGUGGAGAGGGAGGUGGCGGAGCACCUGGCGACGGGCUUCUGGCCCCACCUGGACCCGGCGGACCCCGGGGACCAGGGCACCAUGGCCAAGGCGGCCGACUUCCACUGGCUGAAGCAGCUGGACCUGAGCUCCAGCACCGGGGACUGCCCCUUCCUCCGAGACCUGGGCGGCGUGGGGGACGUGCCCGGCGACGUGCCCGAGGCCGCGGCCGGCGUCGAUGGCCUGUCGCUCUCGGAGAGGAGCCCCUACAUGUCGUCGUCCCUGAACUCCGCCGACGACUCGGACGUGGACACGGAGGAGGACGACAAGGGCGGAGAAGUGGUGGCUGAGGUGCAGCUGCCCUUCCCUGUGGACCUGAUCGCCCGCCUGAGCCGCAGCGCCUUCCAGCAGCUCCUGCGGCAGCACAAGCUGUCCGCCGGGCAGCUGGAGUACGUCCACGACGCCCGCCGUCGCAGCAAGAACCGCGCGGCGGCGCAGCGCUGCAGGAAGAGGAAGCUCGACAGCAUCCAGACGCUGGAGGUGGAGAUCGACACACUGCAAGAGAAGAAGAGGCGGAUGAUGGAGGAGCACGUCCAGCUGGAGCAGGACCUGGGCACCGCCCGACGCAACCUCUCCAAGCUCAGCAAGACCGUCGGCGAGCAGUCGGACCCCCAGCAAGACCACCUUCAGCUCCUCGCCAAGGUCUCCACCGCCGACUGCCCUGCGUCUUCCCUCCUCAUGAAGCCGGGUCAGGAAGAACCGUUCCCCGACCCCGACCCCGACCCCCAGGCGCUCCUUGGCAUCCCGGGGGGCCCUCCACCCCCCUCGACGUGGAGCCCCGGCAGCGGGUCGCUCCCAGCCCAGGACCCUCAGGCCUUCAGCUGGGGGACGGAGUCGGAGGAGGCUGCAGGGUCUUCGGAGGCCUGACCCGGCCUCCGGCCCCCGGCAGGAACGCUGGUCUCUGGCCGACGCCCUUUAGACUCAGGAUGUGCUUGAGUCCAGAGAGGGGGACGAGGGGGGGGCGGUCUUAGAAAGGACUCCUCAUCCCCCUUCGUGGUGCUCCUGAAUCCUCAGUAUUGAGACGGCACUGUACCGUCUCAACUCUUUUUAGUUGGUCACUUUACUCUGCACAGGGAAGUUUCCCACCACUCAGUUGGUUUUAUGCAUUUCAGCACAGUUAAAAUGCAGAGAACAGUAUUAUAUUUCUGAUGUUUUAUCUUUAUAACGGUUGUGACGUCCUUGUACUUUUGAACGUGCACGUGUGCAAGAGGUUCCCUUUAAAUUGUCUUCGGACACGUUUUAGUAAAACAGUUUUCUUCUCUCAGGGAAAAGUAGACCACCUCUGAAGAGAUUAUGGAUGCAAUUACUGUUUAAACUCUUCCUACUCUCUCACUCUCUCUCACUUUCUCUCUCGUGUGUAAAAUGAAAGGCAAAUUUUGUACAUCAAAUCUAACAUAUAUAUAUAGAUAGGAGAUCAUAUUAUAUGUCGCAUAUUUUUAUGUCAACCACUUAACAUUGUCCUGCAUUAUCACCUAAACCACGUUAUCAUCGAUUUUGGAUGCUAUGUCACAGCUGACGGAUUUCUCCUCUGAGUAAAUUGAAUCUUGGAUGUAGCAUUUGAAGUAUUAAUUCUGGGAAUUAGAUGCAAUGCGUUUGAAAAAGUUGAGUCUAGUUUGAAACGGUUUCAGUGAGGAAAUCUGUUACAUUACAUAGCUGUUUAAAUAUAGUUUACUGUAGUUAAUGAACCAUGUAUUAAAUGCCAGUUAUCCAG